UGAUGGAAUGGGUUUCCAUUCAUUUAUUAAUGUUCAUAAUGAUCAUAGUUUUUACAUGGCACGUGAUUUGUUCAGUUUGGAUUAUUAUUUUGACAAUUUGUGUUGUUGAGCGAAUCGAGCGAUUAUAGGCUUACGUCGUAUACGGAACACAAAUAUAAUGCAAAAUAUACUGUAUAUGUAUAUAUUACUGCAAAAUAUAAUGCAAUAUAUUACAUAAUACAUUUGCAUAUAGGCCUAUGGGAAACUAUUUUAGAGGUGGGGGGAAGUCGUGUGUCACUAUCCGUUCAAGUCACUUUCGUCGGAGUAAGAUGGCGCUCUACUUUCUCUUAAUUAUUUAGCCUACACAAAAAUACAGCAUUUAUAAAUCUAGAAAAUGAAGAACAGAAUGUGUGUCAGAGAAAGAGAGCAAAAGUUUCCACUCACAGAGAAGAUGCGGAGGAACAGCAUAGAAAUACCUCCUGAAAUGUCAGAUGUGAAUAUUAUGCUGUUGGGCUCGACUGGAUCAGGAAAGAGUGCGACAGGAAACACCAUCAUUGGAGUUAAAGGAACAUUUGAAGAAGAUUUUUCUCCUGAGUCUGUAACCAGAACCUGUAAAUCAGAACAAACACAAGUGGAUGGACAAACAAUCACAGUGAUCGACACUGUAGGACUCUCUGAUACAUCAGUGAAGAUCACAGAUGCUCAAACUGAAAUAGAGAAGAUAUUACAGAGUACAAAUAAUGGUAUUGAUGUGUUUCUGCUGGUGAUCAAACUGAGUGAGACAUUCACUGUGGAGAUCAGUAAAGUUGUGAAAUGGAUUCAGGAUAAUUUUGGAGCAGAGGUCUUAAAACACACAAUAGUGCUCUUUACUCAUGCAGAUCAGUUACAUGUGCCAGUGGAAGAAUAUCUGAGUAAAUCUGAAACACUGCAGUCAAUAGUUGAUCAGUGUUCAGGAGGUUUUCAUGAUUUUAAGAACAAUGAUGAAGAUCGAUCUCAGGUCACUGAGCUUCUGGACAAGAUAAAGAAACUGAGGGAGAAGAAUGGAUACAGGAGAUACACUGAGCAGGACUAUAAGGAGACUCAUAAUAAAAUACUACACAGAAAUUAUUGUACUGGAGCAGCAGUAGGAGGAAUAGGAGGAGCAGCAGCAGCAGCAGCAGCAAUAGUAGGAGCAGCAGGAGGAGGAGCAGCUUCAGGAGGUGCAGUAGGAGUAGGGGCAGCAGCUUCUACAAUAGGAGCAGCUGCAUUUACUGCAGGACAAGCAGCAUUAAUAGGAGCAGCAGCAUUAUUAGGAGCAGCAGGAGGUGCAGUUCUGGCAGCAGUAGCAGCGGGUGCUGGAAAGUAUUUGUUUGCAAGAAAAUAUAACUCUAGAGAAAAAGAUAAAAGUAAAUGAAGACCCUAUAAGUAUCAUUACAUAACAUGUAUAUAAUAUGAGUAGAACAAACUUGUUUGCAAGGAAUGCUUCAAAAAUAAUAAUUUUUAAAAAAAAUUAGAUUAUAUUAUUCUGUCCUGAUGUAAUGGUAAUACAUUAAUUAUUAUUAUUAUUAUUAUUAUUAUUAUUAUUAUUAUUAUUAUUUUUAAAUUGUUGUAAUGUUGUAUUCUUAUUUACAUUUCCCCAUCCCUUUUUACUGUUUUGCAUCAACUUGCUGUGUGUGUGUGGCUCUCCUGUUGUACUUUGUAUUGAAGUGUCGAAAGCUUACCUUACCUUAUGUUUAUUUUCUUAUGAUUCAUGUAAUUUUUGAAAGUUAUGUUCCUUAUUUUCAAAUUCUUGUCAUGUCUCAUAUAUAAUAUCUGCAUAUAAUCAGUGUUGACCAGAUACAAAAAGUUACUCCUCUGCUCUCUCUAUUGAGUCAUCAUCAGAGGUAUAUGUGAUCAUGCCAGAAAUAAGAGUCAGGAGAAUCACCACUGCCUAGAUGAGAAGAGACCUCCAGACACUCAUGACUAACCAGUGAGACUUAUGAUGUUUGCUUACAAAUGAAGAGCAUAAAGAAGAUAAGCUUAAAUAACUUUAAAUGACUUUUUUAUAGAACAUAACUUGCUAGAAUUAUCUGUGCUGCUACAGUAUAAGCUUUCUGAAUCUUCAGGGGAACCAGCAGUUUCUCACAAAGCUGAUUUAUUUUUUUCAUUAUAUAUUUCUGUUCUGUUUAUCUGUUUGUAAUGAUCUGUUGGAAAAUGUAUCAACACAGAUCCUGCAUCGUUUGUGACAGAAAUGAGCUACUGUAAUUCCAGCAAAUGUGCCUGUAUUUUUUAUUUAAUUUUUUUAAAGGUAAAGGGGGCAUUUAGUGAAUAAUUUGGCCAAAUUACUAGUAGUAAUUCAGUUUUUGUCCUAAAUUUAUAGAUUAAUCUUAUUUUUUUUUUUUCUUAUGCAUAUAACAACAAACAUUUAUCACAAAUUUAAUUACAUUUUAAACUUAAUAUUUUAGAUGAAGUUGGUAAACUAACAAACUGCAAACAAGCAGUUUAAUUUACACUAAGAAUGCAUUUUUAAACUUUGAUUUGUUUCUUUUUUCUCUCUCUCUCUGAAAUGUGUCACUGCACUGUAAAAAAAUAAAUAAAUAAAAAUUCAUUCUCUCAA
This is a messenger RNA of Ctenopharyngodon idella (grass carp), 2554 nucleotides long. RefSeq names its product GTPase IMAP family member 9-like. Gene Ontology annotation, molecular function: GTP binding. The transcript is spliced from 3 exons. Bases 374 to 1372 code for a protein of 332 amino acids. The record is from RefSeq and is a predicted model, not a curated record. Lineage: Eukaryota; Metazoa; Chordata; Actinopteri; Cypriniformes; Xenocyprididae.